CUGUUCAGUCUUCAGUGUUUAGUGUUUACUGGCCUGCAUUCGACUGUUCGGGACACCUAAUAUCAACUUCUGACUUCACAGUUAACGCUUAACAUUUAAUAAGUGACAACUUGUUACUGACAAGUUGGAAGAAACGUUAAAAUACAAUAUUGAACAUUGUAACAAAGUCUGUUGCCGUUCACUCAGAAAAAUCCGUUGGUCUGUAUCUUUUGUACGACCAAUACCCAAUACGCAUUAUAGUAAUUACUCAUUGACUACUGUAUACUCUCAGACUUACCUAUUAGGUACUCUAAAACUCUGCAUUGUUUACGACACCAUCUAAUAAACAAGAAUUUAACAUCGAUUGUUCGCUAUUUGCGUAUCGAACUAUUUUCUAAGCGAAUUGAUUUUCACGAAUACGCAUCACUUUUUUUUUGGUUCAAUCCAGUACAUAAGUAUAAUUUUGCAUACCGUACAUUAUUGUGUAUCUAUAUACUUAACAGAUUUUGCUUUCGCGAUGGAGAAAAACGGAAACAUGGAACACAUGCAAUGUGAAAACGGCAACUGUGAUGCCGCUACUACAAACUGCAGCACACAAACAACACAAUUUGAUGGGUUGACCGGGUUACACCAACCUGGUUUAGACACUGGUGAUGCUUUUGGUUCAUUAUUUAAAAGUGGACCUCGUCAAGGUUUGGGCAUUAGUUCAACAGAUAAGGAUGCUUGGUAUUACAAUAUGCACCAUAAGCAUCGCGGAAAGGCUAUAAUCUUUAACCAUGAAAAUUUUCAAAUUAGAGAUCUUAAAUCAAGAGCUGGAACUGGACUGGAUUGUAUUAAUUUAGAAGCAUCCUUAAAAAAUCUUGGAUUUGAUGUUACACCAUAUGUAGAUUUAACAUUAGAUGAACUGGAUAAAAAACUUGAUUAUUGGGCUAAAGAAGAUUACACAAAUUAUGAUUGUUUCUUAAUGGCAGUAUUAUCACAUGGUGAACAAGGUAUUAUUUAUGCAAAAGAUGGAGCUUAUAAACCAGAAGAUAAUCUUUGGGGACGAUUCACUGGUGACAAAUGUGUUACAUUAGCUAGUAAACCAAAGCUCUUUUUUAUUCAAGCUUGUCAAGGAGACAGAUUGGACGGCGGGGUUCAGUUAAGAACGCAAGUGGAUGGUUCUUCUACAUUCAAAAUACCCAUUUAUGCAGAUUUUCUUAUUGCAUACUCUACAAUUCCUGGUUUCUAUUCCUGGCGCAAUACUCAAAAAGGCUCUUGGUUUAUGCAAGCUCUUUGUGAUGCUUUUGAUAGAUAUGGUUAUCAACUGGACCUUUUAACUUUACUGACGUUUGUGAAUCGUCAAGUAGCCAUUGACUAUGAAUCUAAUGUUCCUGGUACUGUUCAAAUGCAUCAGCAAAAACAAAUUCCUUGCAUUACGUCUAUGUUAACCAGAUUAGUAAAAUUUGAAAGGAAGAAUUAAUAUACAUUAUUCAUGUAUAAAAUUCCUAUAAUAUUAUAAUAUAAAUGUGUUUAUGUCUAACCAUGAAAUUAACAUGAUUAAUAACAACAGUCUUGUUACAAAUUUUAAUUUGUAUAAUAAUAAUUCAACUUAAAACUGAUUAAAAACAAUUGUGCAGUUAGAAUCUCAAUAAUCAAGUAGUCUUAGAUAAUCAGAUGAUCUAAAAUUAUUAUGCGAUGGUACCAUUUUUAACUAAGUAUUAUUUAAUAAUGUAUUCAAAGUAUAUUUUAUUAAUGAAUAAAUGAUUUAAAUGUUUGUCUUAAAAUAUAAAAGUCACUGUGAUAUAAACUAUCAUUAGUUUGCUUUUUGUAACAUACAUUACUAAAACUACUUUUUGAUAGUACUGAUUUUUUUUAUAUUGAUUAUGUAUAAUUAAAGCAAAUCUAAUGAACUUAAUUUUUUUUUAUCAUUGCCCUAAUUAAUUGAACAAGAAUUUUACAAAAAUCAAUUUAUUGAUCAAUAAAUUUUAUUACUUUAACAUUGAAUGUAAUUAUAUAUAUUUUAUUCCUUUUUUUAAUCUACCUCUACCAUUAUUUGUAUGCAUUUUAUUAUAACAUUUUAUUUUUAAGUUUUAUCCUAAAUUAACACAGAAUCUCUAAUUGUAUUAGUGAUGUGUACUUAAUCUUAGUUUAUACUUAUGUAAAAUUAGGUACUUUUUUUACUAUUGAAUAUAUAUAUGUAUAUAUAUAUAAAAACAUUCCAUAUUAUUUUUGUUUAAACAUUUAUUAUUUGGUUUAAUAGUUUUUUCUAUACAUAAAUUUAUAUGAAAAUAUAAUAUAAUUUAAACUAUAUAGUGAUAAAUCAUUUGCUCAUACUAGUCUUUCAAAUAAGUUUUGCUUUAAUUUUUAUAAAUUAAAUGCUUCACAAAUAUCUCAAAAAUAACUUAUUUUAAGUGUAAGUAUGGAAAAAAUAUUUAUAUUAAUAAACAAUUCAAUGAUAUAUUUUUAAAAUAUAAUAAAAAUUUUAUACAUUUGAAAAUAAGUUUUUUUUUCUAUACAUCAAAGUAUUAAAAAUUGUAUUUUUUCAUAAUAAAAUAUUGUUACACCAAUUUUAUAUUUUAUACUUGAUUGAUUUUAGUCUUUAAAAGAAUAUUUUAUUUUAAUAAAAUACUUUUUAUGAUUAUUUGUAUAUUUAUCUAUUAUCUUUAUGUAUUUUUUAAUUGCACUUAAUUUUGUAGUACAUUUAUUUAGAUGUGUUAAAUAUGUUUUAUAUUAAAAUAAUUACAUUUCAA
This is a messenger RNA of Aphis gossypii (cotton aphid), 2711 nucleotides long. RefSeq names its product caspase-1-like. Lineage: Eukaryota; Metazoa; Arthropoda; Insecta; Hemiptera; Aphididae. The transcript has 5 exons. The record is from RefSeq and is a predicted model, not a curated record. Gene Ontology annotation, cellular component: cytoplasm. Gene Ontology annotation, biological process: proteolysis; apoptotic process. The coding region runs from base 497 to 1441 and encodes 314 amino acids.